This is a messenger RNA of Funneliformis caledonium, 818 nucleotides long. The record is from the annotation of a GenBank genome assembly. NCBI's taxonomy places the organism in Eukaryota, Fungi, Glomeromycota, Glomeromycetes, Glomerales, Glomeraceae.
AUGUCCAACAAAGAUAAGAGAGAGUUUGAAUUUAUAGAACAGCCAGGCUCCCCAAGUAAACGUCCUCAAGGUUCUCGUCCAAGUUCUCGUUCAAUAAAGAUGUGGGUCCUGUUUGAGGGCGACGAAGAUGCCGAGAAGUUUGUUUUUAAAGAAGAUGAUUUUGCAAAUAUGGAUGAGUUUUCAAAAGCGGAUUUGGAUGACUUUAAGAAAGUUCUUCGCGAGCAUUAUCCUUUUCUCAAUAGUAUUGAAAAUAAACUGAUUGCGCUUUUUGAUGAAAGUCUCGAACGUCUUGAUCCAAGAACCAACCUUAGUUCCCUAGAUGUUGGCAAAGAUUCAGACACAACAAUAAUUGUUCGCUAUCCGUUGUCCCGUUUGAGCAUCAAUGUGAAUCUUAAGUUUGUGAACAACAGAAAGGAAGAGUGUAUGAUCAAGCAUACAACUGGUUCAUUUAAUAUGUUGCAAGUUGAGGCUAAAUCAAAGUUUGAGAGUUUAGCCGAUUGUAAACUGAACGACAUUUAUUUUGAACAUCAAGGGAAGGAAAUAGGAAAUGCGUAUCAUUUUGAACAUCUAGUUGAGAAAUUUAAAGAAGAGGGAAAAAAUGAACUUAGUUUAGAUCUAAAGGUUCGAAUCAGGAAUCGAAAAUCUUUUGGCGAUUGGAAGCUCGAGGAAGUUUUGAAAAAUAUUUACAAUUAUAAAAGCAGUAUGCUUGAAUUGGUGUCAGAUGAUUUCAAGUUGGAGGAUCUCCACCAAUUAUCCCCAACACUUAGCGAUGAAGAACUGAACACGAUUGUCGAGCAACUUAAAGUUAAGGAAUCUGU